AUUGAAUGGCCACAAGCGCACCACACCAUCACUAAACCAUCUCCGGUGUGGCUGCGUCUGACUUUAUCAUGCUUCAUUGAUAAGCAGUGGCAUGAAUAUAUAUCGAGCGAUUGUAUAAUGAUUGGUUGCGUUUGAUACUCACUAUCUGUUUCUCACACAAAGAUUCUUCUCUGUUAAGGGUCAUCUUGUUUUGCUGAUUGUUGCAUGAAACGUGUGAACUGUAUCGCAAAGGUGCGACCUUGAGGAGUUUAAGUUCAUGGGUUAUCAUUGGUUGAUCUAGCUGGUGAAAUCGUGCUGUAAAAAGAUGCAAGCUUUAAGCAUCUGGCCGUUAAAGUCUGGUCUUUUGGUUGGAUCAAGAUUGGAAUUUGAGUUGGAUUGUUCUUGUUUCUUAGUUAGCCGUAAGAUUAGAAAGAGACAUUGUAACUUUGGUAGUAUCUCUAGCUUGAUCUUGGAUUCGAGUAAUACCUCAAGAGUCUUGUUUCUGUGUGAGCCAAAGAGAGGUUCGUUGAGAACAUCCGUUGGAGUAGGAUGGGCCACGGAGCAACGAGAAGAGGAAGUCUCCAGGGACAAAACCAAUUCAAGAGUUAACGUAAGAGAGCUAGCGUAUAGUUUACGAGCUGCUAAGACUGCUGAUGAUGUAGAUGUUGUUCUCAAGGAGAAAGGAGAGCUGCCACUUCAAGUCUACUGCGCUAUGAUAAGAGGUUUCGGCAAGGACAAGAGACUGACGCCAGCAAUGGCUGUAGUAGAAUGGCUCAAGAGGAAGAAGAGCGGUCCAAACCUUUUCAUAUACAACAGUCUCUUGGGCGCGGUGAAAGAGUCUAAUGAGUUUGGAGAAACGGAGAAGAUACUGAGGGACAUGGAGGAAGAAGGCAUUGUAGCAAACAUCGUCACUUACAACACUCUGAUGGCUAUUUACAUGGAACAAGGAGAGUUUCGCAAAGCCCUCGAGGUUCUUGAUUUAAUCGAGGAGAAAGGCUUUGAGCCUUCACCUGUAACUUACUCAACUGCUUUGCUGGUGUACAGAAGAAUGGAAGAUGGAAUGGGAGCUCUAGAGUUCUUUAGCGAACUCAGAGAGAGAUACUCUAGGAAGGAGAUAGGGAACGAUAAUGAUCACGAUUGGGAGUUUGAGUUUAUCAAGCUCGAGAACUUCGUCGGUAGAAUCUGCUACCAAGUGAUGAGACGCUGGCUGGUGAGAGACGAGAACUUAACCACCAAAGUGCUAAAACUUCUGAACGAAAUGGACAAUGCGGGUGUUAAACCGAGUAAGGAAGAGCACGAGAGGCUCAUAUGGGCGUGCACGCGGGGAGAGCAUCACCACGUGGUUGGAAAGGAGCUCUACAAAAGAGUUAGAGAGAGGUUCCCCGACGAUGAGAUAAGCUUAUCCGUCUGCAACCACUUGAUCUGGCUGAUGGGGAAAGCCAAGAGAUGGUGGGCGGCGCUGGAGAUUUACGAGGAUCUUUUGGAAGAAGGACCUGAGCCUAACAACUUGUCUUACGAGCUGGUUGUCUCUCACUUCAGCAUCUUGCUGGGGGCAGCUAGCAAGAGAGGGAUAUGGAGGUGGGGAGUUAAGCUGCUUAACAAAAUGGAAGAUAAAGGAAUAAAACCGCAGAGCAGGCACUGGAACGCAGUUCUUGUUGCCUGCUCUAAGGCCUCAGAGACAGCGGCGGCGAUACAGAUCUUUAAAGCGAUGGUUGAGAACGGGGAGAAGCCAACGGUUAUCUCGUACGGUGCUCUCCUUAGCGCGCUUGAGAAAGGGAAGUUGUAUGAUGAAGCGUUUAAGGUUUGGAACCAUAUGAUUAAAGUGGGGAUCGAGCCUAAUCUUCACGCUUAUACCAUCAUGGCUUCUGUGCUAACGGGACAGGGGAAGUUCAAUCUCUUGGAUACGCUUUUUAAAGAAAUGGUUUCCAAGGGUGUUGAGCCUAGCGUUGUGACGUACAACGCGGUUAUAAGCGCGUGCGCGAGGAACGGGCUGAGCGGUGAGGCUUACGAGUGGUUUGGGCGUAUGAGAGGAGAGAAAGUUGAGGCUAAUGAGAUUACUUACGAGGUGUUGAUUGAGGCUCUUGCUGAUGAUGGGAAGCCGAGGCUUGCUUAUGAGUUGCAUUUGAAGGCUCAGAGCGAAGGGCUUAAGUUGUCUGCUAAGCCGUAUGAUGCGGUUGUUAGAGCUGCUGAGAGUUAUGGAGCGACUAUUGAUGUUAAUCUGUUGGGCCCUAGACCAGAGAAGGAGAAGAGAGGUUAAGCAGUGUUUACGUUAGAUUUCGAGAGAAGAUGAUGAAACAGGUUUCAUGUUAAAUUGAUGUAACGAACAUGUACACGAGACAAGAUGAUGCAACAGAGUUUAUA
Molecule: messenger RNA, 2340 nt
Organism: Brassica oleracea var. oleracea
Lineage: Eukaryota; Viridiplantae; Streptophyta; Magnoliopsida; Brassicales; Brassicaceae
Product: pentatricopeptide repeat-containing protein At3g46610
Exons: 1
Coding region: 305-2236 (643 amino acids)
Molecular function (GO): protein binding
Source: RefSeq, a predicted model, not a curated record